Raphanus sativus (radish) is the source of this 1500-nucleotide messenger RNA. Its product is annotated as WAT1-related protein At5g40230. The record is from RefSeq and is a predicted model, not a curated record. The coding region runs from base 240 to 1343 and encodes 367 amino acids. NCBI's taxonomy places the organism in Eukaryota, Viridiplantae, Streptophyta, Magnoliopsida, Brassicales, Brassicaceae. Gene Ontology annotation, cellular component: plasma membrane. Gene Ontology annotation, molecular function: transmembrane transporter activity. The transcript is spliced from 6 exons.
AGUCUUUAACUUAUUGGAAAAGAAUGUUCUUAUGAACUGAUGUAACUGAAGCUCUAAUGGGAAAGUUUCUUCCUUGUGGUGGGUCCCUAGAUUAAUUGGGAUAUGGUCUCUGUGGCGUGAGGCGUCGGUAACGUUUGGAAUACUCUUUUCCAUUUUUGUCGUCACUAAGACCCACAUGGUUAUUGCUCACUUAACUUGAGAGACUUUCUUUGAAACUAGUUAUCAAAAUUUUGAUAAUCAUGAGAGAAGAGAGAGUGCCGUUGAGCUACAUUAACAGAGAUGUUGUGCCAUUUGCUGUAAUGGUAGCAGUGGAGUGUGUAACUGUUGGAUCGACCACACUGUUCAAGGCUGCGUCCUUGAAAGGAUUGAGCUUCUAUGUCUUUGUCUUCUACACUUAUGUUGUUGCUGCCCUUGUCCUUCUUCCACUUUCCCUCAUCUUUGGGAGGUCAAGAAGGUUACCUUCAGCCAAAGCUCCUUUCUUCUUCAAGAUUUUCUUGCUUGCGCUUGUCGGGUUCGUGUCGAUGCUAUCUGGCUGUAAAGGAGUAGAAUAUAGUAAUCCUACUCUUGCCUCUGCUAUCAGCACCCUCACGCCAGCUUUUACCUUCACCCUCGCCGUUGUCUUCAGGAUGGAACGGAUAGUGUUACAGAGCUCUGCGAGUCAGGCUAAGGUCAUUGGCACGAUAGUAUCUAUAUCUGGUGCUCUGGUUAUUGUGCUCUAUAAAGGCCCAAAACUUCUCUCUUCUGCAUCUCUUACAUCUUCAGAACCUACAGUUUGGCUUUACCAGGGUUUGACUUCUUUUGAUUCAAGUUGGAUUAUAGGAGGCGUUUUGCUCGUUACACAGUACUUGCUUGUCUCAUUAUGGUAUAUUCUUCAGACUCAGGUCAUGGAGGUGUACCCUGAAAAAACAACCGUAGUUUUGUUGUACAUCUUAUGCGCAACAGUAAUCUCAGCACCUGUUUGUAUGCUUGCGGAAAAAGAUUUGACUUCCUUUCUGCUUAAACCGGGUGUCCCACUCGCUUCAGUCAUGUAUACGGGAGGCUUAGUUUCAUCAUUGGGCACAGUUAUACACACAUGGGGUCUGCAUGUGAAGGGUCCAGUCUACAUCUCCUUGUUCAAGCCGUUGUCUAUUGUCAUUGCAGUUGUAAUGGCUGCUAUAUUCCUCGGUGAUCCACUUCACCUUGGGAGUGUCAUAGGAUCAGUGAUUUUGAGCUGUGGAUUCUACACUGUAAUUUGGGGCAAAGCAAGAGAGGAUUCAACCAGAAAUGUAGAUGGAUCCCAGAAGUUACCUUUGUUGGUUACAAACACCAUAGAAGAUGAUGCCUCGUCAUUAAGAUGUGACUGAUGCAAGUGGAGUACUUCUCAAUGGAUAUGGAGCCAUUAAGAUAUAAUAUGGUCCUCAAUAUAAAUACCUUGUAAAGAAGCUAAAAUCAUUAGCAUUCUGGUGUAUAUAUCUGGGGCUUUAAAUAUUGUUCUUUAUAAUAUAUGCUUCUUUCACUUUA